AUGAAGUCCUUCUUUGGGAGUUUGGUAUAUUGCCUGUCUCUUCUGCUGGUGGAGCCCUCUCAAUCCUACGAUCUUCAAAGUCCAUCCUACAUUUUAGCCCAAAGUUACGCACAAAGAAGAAAUAAUGCCUUUCCAUACAGGACACUGAGCCCAGCAGCAACAGACUCCCAGUGUAGGAGCCGCCCAUUGGACCUGGUCUUCAUCAUUGACAGCUCACGUAGUGUACGUCCAGGUGAGUUUGAGAAGGUCAAGAUCUUCCUGGCUGACAUGGUAGACACUCUUGAUGUCGGUCCCGAUGCAACACGUGUUGCUGUGGUGAACUAUGCCAGCACGGUCAAAAUUGAGUUCCUGCUGAAACACCAUCUUACAAAGGACACUAUAAAGCAAGCCAUCAACCGCAUUGAGCCCUUGGCAGAAGGCACUAUGACUGGCCUGGCCAUCAAGAAAGCCAUGGAUGAAGCCUUCACUGAAAAGUCGGGAGCACGGCCAAAAUCAAAGAACAUCUCCAAAGUUGCCAUAAUUGUCACCGAUGGACGUCCUCAGGACCAAGUAGAGGAGGUGUCAGCUGCAGCUCGGGCUUCAGGGAUUGAAAUAUAUGCGGUUGGAGUGGACAGGGCUGACAUGCGGUCAUUAAAGCUCAUGGCCAGCAAUCCACUUGAGGACCAUGUGUUCUACGUGGAGACCUAUGGAUUGAUCGAGAAGCUCACCUCGAAGUUCCGGGAGACGUUGUGUGAUAUGAAUGCCUGUGAAAUAGGACACAGCUGUCAACACAUUUGUGUGAGCAAUGGUAACUCCUAUUACUGCAAAUGUCACUUGGGCUUUGUCUUAAAUGAGGACAAGAAAACGUGCUCCAUUAGAGGUGCUGGUGCUUACGGCCAUGGUAACAGUGUACGCAAGGGUAACCUCAACAGUAACCAUGGUGGCAACGAAGAUGGUAAAGGUACUUCUAGUGUGGAUGCCUGUGUGUUGGGCCAUGAUUGCCAACACACUUGUGUAACCAGUGGUUCUUCCUAUUACUGCACAUGUCCCCCUGGCUUUGUCUUGAUGCUGGACAAGAGAUCAUGCUUCAAAGCCACUGAUGAUGAUGAUAGUGCCAGUUUGGACCACUGUGCACUGGGUCAUGAUUGCGAACACAUUUGCAUCAACGAUGACUCUUCAUAUCACUGUGAGUGCCAGCGUGGUUUUACAUUGCAGCAAGACAAGAAAACAUGUUCUAAAACAAAGGUAAAAGUGGAGGUAGUUCAGGACCCCUGCAUGUGUGAGGCCCGACUGGCUUUCCAGAGGAAGACGCUAGCCUCCAUCCAGGAACUCAGCGCCAAACUUGUUGCUCUCAUAAGAAAGGUUGAGCAAAUGGAAAACAUGCUAGGACGCAUGUAAUGGUGCAAUUCUUGGUAAGUGUUGACACUCUGGCACAGUGUGUAAUGAUUAAAUACAUUAAAAACACAUGAGGUCUGAGUGAUUUUUUUUUUUUUUCUGUUCAUCAGGGUCAACAUUUUCUGUGAGCUUACAGCAAUCACACUAUGGCUAUGAGGCACUGAACAACAGGACAGCUU
This is a messenger RNA of Myxocyprinus asiaticus (Chinese sucker), 1553 nucleotides long. Its product is annotated as matrilin-3-like. The transcript has 7 exons. Gene Ontology annotation, molecular function: calcium ion binding. The record is from RefSeq and is a predicted model, not a curated record. NCBI's taxonomy places the organism in Eukaryota, Metazoa, Chordata, Actinopteri, Cypriniformes, Catostomidae. Bases 1 to 1377 code for a protein of 458 amino acids.